AUUUCCCAAAAAUAUGACAGGUUGUACAUCUCUCUCCCAACGUCUCCACACUCUCCUCAAGCAAAUCCUUCGCACAGCCCAUUCAACCUUCUCAUUGCAUCACCUCCGCACAGCAAAUCCUUCGCAUCACCUCCGUCUCCAACCUCCUCCUCCACAUCAAUUCCUUCUCUCUUGAGUUUCUGCACAGCGGCGGCGGCCGUUCAACCUCCGUCAUCCACCAUCACAGUCCCCGCCGAGCGCGUCCGUGUCUCACUUUCUUCUUUUUCUGUUCAUGCGCCACCUCAUCGCUCCACGUCGAUGUGAGAUUCCGAAUCCCAGUGGUGUGGUUGAUUUGGCCGAUGAUGCGGUUGAUUUGGGCGGCGGUACGGUUGAUUUGGGUGGCGGUGCAGUUGAUGUGACUGUUUCUCUUUUCCAUCCAACCUCCGUCGCUGGAUCUAAGGUUUGAUGAAGUCCAGAGGUAGCCGCUUGGUUUCACAUCUGCCAGGGCGUUGGCCGCUUGGCCGGUUUCAGAUCUGUCGGUGCGGUGGUCGCUUGGUUUCAGAUCUACCGGUGCGGCGACUGCUUGGUCUCAGAUCUGCCGAGGGCAGUGGCAGUGGUUGGGCAGGGGAUGUGCAUCGUGGCGCUUGGUUUGGGGGUUGGGGAUGGGGUGGUGACGGCAGUGGUAAGUCAGGUGGGAUAGAUGGCGGUGAUCGGAAAGUGACGGUGAUGGGCGGAGUUGGGUAGGGCUGCACAAGAAUAACCCGAACCCGCAUAACCCGCCCGACCCAACCCUACCCGACCCUAUUUAAUCGAGUAUUUGAUUUUUAAAAAUAUUCAUGGGUUAAAUAUGAUUGAACCCGCACCUAAUGGGUAGGGUCGCGGAAUUAAAAUCUCCAACCCGAUAGUACCUGACCCGAUCGAAGAAGUUCAUUUUACUAUUAUUAUGCUACAUUAUUUUCUUGGAUAAUUUCAAUUUAAGACCAAUGUGCUCUAUCUAGGACUUUAUGAUACUAGAAUUAUAAUUAAACAUUUACCAUUUUGACUAGGU
Molecule: messenger RNA, 1027 nt
Organism: Cuscuta europaea
Lineage: Eukaryota; Viridiplantae; Streptophyta; Magnoliopsida; Solanales; Convolvulaceae
Source: the annotation of a GenBank genome assembly